Molecule: messenger RNA, 861 nt
Organism: Caenorhabditis briggsae
Lineage: Eukaryota; Metazoa; Nematoda; Chromadorea; Rhabditida; Rhabditidae
Gene: Cbr-set-22
Product: Protein CBR-SET-22
Exons: 7
Coding region: 1-861 (286 amino acids)
Molecular function (GO): protein binding
Source: RefSeq, a predicted model, not a curated record
AUGUCCCGACAAGAAUAUUAUCGCCAUUUGGAUGUAUUUCAUGAAUUCGAAGACGAUCGAUCUGCUGGAUUCGAAAAUUCUACAAAUGACGACGCACCCGAAACGUUCGGCAUCUACGGUACACACCUUCUCACCAACGACGACUUCAGAAAAGAAACGCUAGAAAAUAUUAAAGUAGACAAUGAUGUACUAAAAACUCUGUGCGUCACACGAGUUUCACAUCGGACAAGGCGUCUUCUCCGGCAUUUCGGAGACACGGUCGGAGCCGCGGAAAUUAUCUACCUUGCCAACGAAAAGUGUAAAGAAAAUCCGUGCGCUGAAGUCUCCUCAUUACCUUUCGUUCUCUUCCCAUUCACUUCUAAAAAAGGUCUGUUCGCUACUCGUGAUAUUCUGGAGGGCGAGUUCGUUCUUGCUCGUGUUCCAGUUUUACUGACAUCGCCAGAAGAAUGCGGACGUGACAGGAUGGGAUUGUCUCUUCCGAACAUUAUCCUGUAUGGUGGACUACAUAGCGAUUUUUCCCAGUUCAAAGUUCUCAAUGUUCCCCCAAAUCGCAAGAGACAAAGAGAAACCGAUGCAUUCCAGAUAAGAAGGAAAAUGCGAGCGAUCGAAGCGGAAGCGAACAAUAAUUUCUGCCAGCCGCAGUCAAAGUACUUUUCGGAUGAUGAAGAGUAUAUUCAGGAAACCGCUUACGACAAAUAUGACAUUUGCAUCGAUGUGACAGACUCAAAUGAUGAAAUGCGAGCAAUAAGAAGAAAUUGUGAACCCAACUGUGUCAUCCGUUAUGUCAUUCUACAUCAAAGAAUCGAAGUGUUUAUCACUGCACAGUGUGAUAUUAGUGAAGGCGACGAGGUGAGUUUCUAG